UUAGGAUUAUGGUUAAGUUGUAUUUCACCCAAGAGAUUCACAACGAACCGCUACGUGGGCUGCUUCCAGGCAUGAAGCAUCUGCUACGACAAGCUCGGGCGAAACUUUUCUCGCCUAACGGCGUGCGUUGUAUUGAUCUAUGAGAGCAGGCCAGAGAAGCUCGCGACACUCUCAUACUGGAGGGAGUCACAUCUCUUCCAAGCACGCACGUUGAGUCCACCAUGGGCACCUUGCCUUCCUAUACACCUGCACCGUAAAGGGGACACUGCUUUAGGGACAGAAAGCAGGACAUUCACACAAAAGGCAUGAAGCUGUUACUACUUGGUCCUCCGUGGAACUCGGGAUUUCUAAGUGUUUUUCUCAUUUGUUUGACAAUGUUCUGGCCGUCUCACGGCACCGGAGUCAUUAUUGAAGAAGAGACACGGAAAAUAAUAACUGAAGGAGAUGUAAUUUUUGGCGGGUUGUUCCCAAUGCAUGAGAAGGGGCAACAAGGGCAGAGUUGUGGUAGUCUCAAGAAAGAGAAGGGAAUCCAGAGGCUGGAAGCCAUGCUGUAUGCUAUAGACAGAAUAAAUAACGAUGAUGAACUUCUACCUGGUUUAGAUAUUGGUCUGCAUAUUCUCGACACGUGUAGUUUUGACACCUAUGCUUUGGAACAGUGUAUGGAUUUUAUAAAAGCGCAGUUAUCUACAAUAGACCAGGAGGAUUAUAAGUGUGCCGACGGAAGGUCCCCCAAAAUUCGCCCUUUGCAUCCAGUUGCAGGUGUAAUCGGCGCCGCCUCGAGUCCUGUGUCCAUCAUGGUUGCAAAUAUACUACGACUUUUUAAGAUCCCACAGAUCAGCUACGCGUCCAGCAGUGUGGACCUCAGCGAUAAGACAAGAUUCGAGUACUUCUCCAGAGUCGUCGCCCCUGACACAUACCAGGCCCAAGCAAUGGUGGACAUAGCGAAGGCAUUCGGCUGGAACUACGUGAACACCUUGGCUGACGACGGCACCUACGGGGAAAAGGGAAUCGGAGCGUUCGAGAACAAAGCAAAAAAAUCAGGCGUGUGUGUGUCCAAGUCCCUGCGCAUCCCUCGGUCCGUCAACGAGACGACGUUCAGGAACAUCGUGGAGGAAUUGUUCAAGGACGACAACAACGCUCGGGCAGUCGUCAUGUUCGUCAACGAGGACAACUGUCGGGACAUCCUGAAGGCGUUGGUGAAGCUGAACAGGACGUCCCACCUCAACCUGCUGGCCAGCGAUAGUUGGGGUGCCAAGAUCCACCCGGUGUUCUCGCAGGAGGUGGCAGCGGAGGGCACCGUCACAAUCCUCCCCAAGCGCCAGAUAAUUCCUGAGUUCGAUGAAUACUUCCUGAACUUGAAACCAGAGAACAACACACGGAACCUGUGGUUUGAAGACUACUGGGAGGAGGUGUUUGACUGCAGCUUAAAACCCUCGGCGCUCAACAGGUGUGACGGUACCGAGAGUCUGAAAGAUGGCCGCCUGGUCUACAUCCAAGAGGGAUUGGUUCAGUUUGUGAUCGACUCCGUCUACGCCCUGGCCCACGCCGUGCAGGACAUGCUACGGAGCAGGUGCUACCACCGGAACCUCAAGCUGUGUAAACACAUCAACAAGCUGGCAGGCCAGGAACUCCUCUGGUUCAUCAGGAAUGUGUCUUUUACUGGUAUCGGCGGGAGUCGUGUAACGUUCGACAGCUUUGGGGACGGCGUUGGACGAUACGACAUCUACCAGUAUCAGAAGAUGUCAAGCAACGACUAUGACUACGUUCAAAUAGGAGAGUGGGAUACAAGUCUGAAGAUUAACAAGAGCGCACUGCUUUGGAGAUUCAAAUCUCGUGAAAUCCCGGUGUCCAUCUGUAGCGAGCCAUGCGAACAAGGGGAGGCAACAAAGACUAGCGGACCGUGCUGCUGGGUCUGCAUCGCCUGCAACGACAACGAAUACCUGAAAGACGAGAGCACAUGCGAGUCAUGCCCCGAAGGCUCACGACCGAACCCAAAUAAAACUGAAUGCGCACGCUUACCGGAACUACACCUUGACCCCGCAAGUCUGUGGUUCAUACUUCCUGUUGUGUUUUCCUGUUUGGGGAUUCUCUGCACGUUUGGUGUGAUGAUAAUAUUCGUCAUUUUCAACACAACGCCUAUCAUCAUGGCGUCGGGCAGGGAGCUAUGCUAUCUCCUUCUGCUGGGGAUAAUUAUGUCCUAUGGAACAUCACUCGUCAUGCUAGCAAAGCCCACUCUUGUCCUCUGCGCGUUACGGAGACUUGGGCUAGGAGUCUCUCUGAGUUUCAUAUACGCUGCACUUGUAACAAAGACCAACCGAAUAUAUCGUAUCUUCAGCACAGGUAUCAAGGCCAUGGUGAAACGACCCAGCUAUACGAGUCCCAAGUCACAGAUACUGAUAUGCAUCUGUCUAGUGUCAGUUCAGGUGAUCGGAGGACUGACAUGGCUUGGCUUUGAGAAGCCAUCAGUAUCCAAAAUAACUUACCAGAAAGACUUCCUCAUUCUGAAGUGUAGUGCUAGUCAGAUAGCAACUAUCAUCUCUUUGUUUUACAACAUUUUUCUUAUUGUGCUUUGUACUGUGUAUGCUUUUAAAACAAGAAAGAUUCCACAGAACUUCAACGAAGCCAAGUACAUAGCCUUCACCAUGUACAGUACUUGCAUUGUGUGGCUGGCCUUUAUUCCUAUAUACUUUGGAGCCAAUCACGAUUUUAAAAUCGAGGUGACAUCGCUGUGUAUGGGUGUCAGCAUCAGUGCAACUGUAGCCCUAUUCUGCCUGUUCGCUCCCAAGGUGUACGUCGUCUUGUGCCAGCCUCACAAAAACGUUCGCCAAGCCACAUCUACUUCCAUUCAAAGUGCUGCAAAUAAUAAAACCAACAGGGCGUUCUAUGGUGGCCCCACGCCAGUCACUGCCAGCACUGCCCAGAACGGCAGUAUCCAUAAGGACAUUCAACAUGUGGAGAACAAUGUGUUUUCAGACAGCCUAGAGGAGACAUCGUCUUGUGACGAGGGUGUGGCCAUGCAGGCGCCAUCUAGCGGUGCUUCGUGAACCGGGAUGGUCAUCAGAGUGUGUUGAAGGAAUGCAUUGUGUGUGAAGGAGACGUGUGCGUCGGAAAAGUGCUGACUAGAUAUAUUUUAUUGUCUUUGAAUUUGAAUUUUUUAUAUCUACACAUGCUCAUUAUAACAGUGCCAUAAUUGUUUCAAAGAUCUCGUGUACCAUGUAUUAUUCCACAAAGAGGACGAAACCAUAUUUCGUGUUGGCGUGAUGAUGUUUAUAAUGUCAUGUACCAUGCCACGCCAUAUCUAAUUAAGUACGAACUGGUUCUUACCCUUCGCGAACUGUGUACAGACUGUACCUUGACCAACAACGACGAGGAGAGGAUGCAGAGGGGGAUGCAAAGGAUAUAUUGUUACUGUUGUGUAUCCUAUUUCAUUUCAAAUGAUUGUAAAUCCUGUUCAUGAACAUGAUAUCUAAAAUAUGACCCCUUCCUUUUCAAAUAGGGAUUACUGCUGUACAUACGUGAUUUAACUGAGUUUCCUAAUUUGAAAAGGCGUUUUGGUAUCAUGUCUAUGAAUAUGAUUGACAUGUCAUUUGGAUAGUACAUUCAUAUCAUGCAGCAUUGUACAUAUCCAUUUUUUAAAACCCCUUUUCAACAGGUUCCCUGUAAAGAAAGCUUAAUUUGAAUGAAAUAUAUUCUUCCGUGUAUCAAGUUAGAGAUAUUUCACGUUAUACGUGGCGUUGCAUUUCAUUACAUGUUUGUGCUGUUUUGUUUUGUAUUGAUUUCACAAAAUUUAUGUUUUCGUGUUAUUCGUUGCUAAGCAGCACUUCUACAAUUUCUGCUUCGCUCAACGAACAGGGCGGUGAAGGGGAGGGCGCCCGAAUGAUCGCAAUAAACAGU
Molecule: messenger RNA, 3894 nt
Organism: Haliotis rufescens (red abalone)
Lineage: Eukaryota; Metazoa; Mollusca; Gastropoda; Lepetellida; Haliotidae
Product: metabotropic glutamate receptor 8-like
Exons: 8
Coding region: 306-3044 (912 amino acids)
Biological process (GO): regulation of synaptic transmission, glutamatergic; G protein-coupled glutamate receptor signaling pathway
Cellular component (GO): membrane
Molecular function (GO): adenylate cyclase inhibiting G protein-coupled glutamate receptor activity
Source: RefSeq, a predicted model, not a curated record